AUGGGAAGAUGGUCGAUUAAUAGCGACAACAAAAGUAAACAAAUCAAUAUUGAUGAAUUGUGGGACAAUGGAGGAUGGACGAUUGUUUAUUUUGGAGGAGAAACCGUUUCUAUUUGUGGGAAACUCUCUGGACUUGAUAAAGUGAAAUCAGGGAAACUGUAA
Loa loa (African eye worm) is the source of this 162-nucleotide messenger RNA. RefSeq lists its product as hypothetical. Lineage: Eukaryota; Metazoa; Nematoda; Chromadorea; Rhabditida; Onchocercidae. The coding region runs from base 1 to 162 and encodes 53 amino acids. The record is from RefSeq and is a predicted model, not a curated record. The transcript has 2 exons.